GUGAUAUUAGAUGUUACUUUAAAAUAAGGCUCCUUCGGGGUUUUAUAUUCAAAGACUAAAGUCAUGUCAUAUAUAUCAUAACCUAACAAAAUCAUCGAUAUUUAUAUUUUAAUAAUAGUGUGUGCUGUGUAGUGUGUAGGUAUUUACUACGUAUUUGUUUUUUUGGUUUGUUUAUUUACGUAAAUACCUAGUGGUUAUUGUUAAAAACUAAAAAGAGACUAAUAUUUUAAACUCCGAGAUUAGACAAAUUUGGACGUAAGAAGGUUGUACAUUGCCGUCUGUGGAACAUCGUCUGUAGACGUACCACGCUAUUAGCUCAAUAUGAUUGAGAAUUCUAGUAUUACAUCCGAAUCUGAUACAAAAGCUGUUAUGUCAAAUGAAGCUGCAGAGGAUGGAUUGUUAAAACUGCAAUUAGAAGAUUCCGAGAUACCAGAAAUUAGCAUCGAUGUAACAAAACUUGAUGUAAGCACUGAAGAUACAAUACUUGCCGAGGAAUCAAAAAAAUCUGACAAAUAUUUCGAUAUUAACGAGGCUGUAACUUCUAACAUUCAACCAAUAAACGACAUUAGUUCAAAAGUUAACCAUGAAACUAGUUUGAAUUCCAAAUCAAAAGGAAAUUUUGUGUGGGUAUCAAACUUGCGCCAUGGUAUUAAAGCAACUGCUAUUAAAAAGUUCUUUAGUCAAAUUGGCAGAGUAACUUCUGUAAAAAUAUUAACCAACGGCAAAAGCUUUUAUGCUUAUGUAUCUAUGGAGUCCCUAGAAAUGGCUGCUAAAUGUAUUUCAGAUCUAAAUGAAUCUUUACUUCAAGGCGACAAAAUAAUUGUUACUAAAAAGAGACCCGAUAUUGACUCAAAAACUGAUAAAAUUAAGAAAAAAAAUACUACCAAAAAGGUUGCUGAUAAAGAAAAUAAAACUGAACAGUAUGUUGUAAACAAUACAGUGUUAACUGAAAUUAAAAGUAAUAGUAAUAACAAUAGAAAAACCGAAAAUCAAAGUGAUAAAAAAGAUAAUGAUCAUUCGAAACAACAAAUGCAAACCAAAAUCGAUUCUCUGAAUCAAACCAACAAGAAGUUAAAACAGCGUCUGGAUGAAACUACACGACUUUAUGACGGAAUGUGUAAAAAAUACCAAACUUUGAAAGAAGAUUUCAACAAAGUAAAGUUACAAACCCGCCAAGAACAAAAACGUUUGAAUCAAGAAAGAGAAUCAUUCGAAAAAAUGAAAAAACUAGAAUUGUCAAAAAUUGAAGCUAAUAAAGAUGACAGAAAUAAAGAACUGAUAGAAAUUAGAAAGUUAAAAGAAAGUUUAAAGCAGAAGCUUAACAACAUUCGAUUCGAAGCCAAAAAUUCCUAUAAACGGAAAACAUCUCCAUUAAGAAGACCCAGUAAAAGUCCAAGACGUAGGAUUACUCCAACGCCUAGAAAUGGAUCUUUCCGUAACAGAGAUGACCAAAGGGCUGAUAAGAAGUUUCGACGUGGCGUUUCCAGAGACAGAACUCCUCCACCUCCAAACCUUAAUAACGAUACAGGAAAAAAAAGAAUUGAGGUCAGUAACAGUCAUUUAACUCGUCCUACCUACUACAGCCAAUCUGUCAAGCAGCAAGGACCUGGAUCCUUUGAAUACCGCCAAAAUCGAUCAUAUCCGGUUUAUCCCAUUCAGAGAACAGGUGGUAAUUGGUUGGGUUAUCAGAGAAAUGUAAGGCGUACCAAUUCCAGCCAUAGUCAUGUAAGCAAUCCUGAUGGUAGAUUUAAUGGACCAGUUGUUCAACAUCCUGUAUCAGCUAUUGUUGUCCCUCCACGAGCGCCACAUGGGUCUUACUAUUAUCCACAAUGGUAAAUAGUUUUUUUCCGAUUUCAAUGUUAAUUCUAUUCGGUUUUUUAUUGUUUAAUUGUUCGUACUGUUUAAAUUUUGAUUGGAUACUUUUAAAAUAUUUUUCGAUUAAAGAUCCCGAUAAAUAUUG
Messenger RNA from Psylliodes chrysocephalus, 1960 nucleotides. Lineage: Eukaryota; Metazoa; Arthropoda; Insecta; Coleoptera; Chrysomelidae. The record is from the annotation of a GenBank genome assembly.